AUGGCAUCUUUCAACCCAACCCAGAUCUUUGAUGAUGGAACGACAGAAGAAAAGGGAGAAAAUGCUCGUCUCUCCGCAUUCGUAGGAGCUAUUGCGGUUGGAGAUUUAGUCAAGUCUACCUUAGGUCCAAAGGGUAUGGAUAAGAUUUUACAAUCAGCUUCGACUGGUGAAAUUCUAGUCACGAACGAUGGCGCGACAAUCUUAAAAUCGAUAGCUCUGGAUAAUGCAGCAGCCAAGGUCCUGGUAAACAUUUCUAAAGUUCAGGAUGAUGAGGUUGGAGAUGGAACCACGUCGGUCACAGUUCUGGCCGCAGAGCUGUUACGGGAAGCUGAGAAGCUAGUCGACAAAAAGAUACACCCGCAGACUAUCAUCGAGGGUUACAGGAUAGCAAGUCAUGCAGCUCUGGCAGCUUUGGAGAAAUCUGCGGUGGAUCACAGCAGUAGCCCAGAGGCAUUCAAAAAAGAUUUGUUAGCCAUCGCGAGGACGACACUGAGUUCUAAGAUUCUGUCUCAGGAUAGAGAUCACUUCGCCGAGCUUGCAGUCGAUGCGGUGCUGAGAAUGAAAGGUUCUUCGGAUCUGAGCCAUAUCCAAAUUAUCAAGAAGGCGGGUGGAAAACUCAGCGAUUCGUAUCUCGAUGAAGGAUUUAUUCUGGACAAAAAGAUUGGUGUCAACCAACCAAAACGACUAGAGAAGGCCAAGAUCUUGGUUGCAAAUACAUCGAUGGACACCGACAAGAUCAAAAUCUUUGGAGCUAGAGUAAAGGUUGGAUCUACAGGGAAGCUUGCUGAGCUGGAGAAGGCAGAAAAGGACAAGAUGAAGGCAAAGGUGGAAAAGAUAAAGGCCCACGGAAUCAACUGCUUUAUCAACAGGCAGUUAAUCUACAACUGGCCAGAACAACUGUUCUCUGAUGCCGGAAUCAUGUCUAUUGAGCACGCUGACUUUGAUGGUAUUGAGCGAUUGGCCUUGGUCACUGGAGGAGAAAUCACUUCCACUUUCGACCACCCAGAUCAAGUGCAACUUGGGCACUGUGACCUCAUUGAAGAGGUUAUCAUUGGCGAGGAUACUUUAAUCAAGUUUUCUGGUGUCGCUGCUGGACAGGCAUGCACCAUAGUGUUGAGAGGAGCCACAGAACAACUUCUUGACGAAGCUGAACGAUCAUUACAUGACGCUCUGGCCGUCCUCUCUCAGACAGUCAAGGAGCCAAGAACGACACUAGGAGGAGGUUGUGCUGAGAUGUUGAUGGCCAAGGCCGUCGAAGGAGCUGCCCUAAAGGUUGAUGGAAAGAAACAAAUUGCUGUCACCUCCUUCGCCGUUGCUCUUCGCCAGCUGCCAACAAUUCUCGCCGACAACGCAGGUUAUGACUCUAGUGAGCUUGUAGCUAAAUUACGAACUGCUAUCUACGAUGGUAUGACUACAUACGGACUGGAUUUGUUGACACCAGGGGGUGGCAUCACCGAUAUGCGCGAGCUGGGUGUUAUUGAAAGUUAUAAGCUCAAGAAGGCGGUGGUGUCAUCUGCCUCCGAGGCAGCAGAGCUUUUACUGAGAGUAGACAACAUUAUCCGCAGCGCACCACGACGACGGGAGAGGUAA
This is a messenger RNA of Glarea lozoyensis ATCC 20868, 1590 nucleotides long. RefSeq names its product GroEL equatorial. The coding region runs from base 1 to 1590 and encodes 529 amino acids. Gene Ontology annotation, cellular component: cytosol; chaperonin-containing T-complex. The transcript is spliced from 3 exons. Gene Ontology annotation, biological process: protein folding. The record is from RefSeq and is a predicted model, not a curated record. NCBI's taxonomy places the organism in Eukaryota, Fungi, Ascomycota, Leotiomycetes, Helotiales, Helotiaceae. Gene Ontology annotation, molecular function: ATP hydrolysis activity; ATP-dependent protein folding chaperone; ATP binding.